AUGCAUACCAUAUUUCGGAUCGACGAAAUUGAAUCGAUCGAUGAUCGACUCUGGCGGGUGAAACUCAGAUCGACCAAUGAAAAUGAUCUAGAAUUGAAACGACUAACCGAACACAUUCGACAAGAAACACAAGGAUCAACAGGUUGGCAUCAAAUGGGUCAAAUGUUAAUCCGAACGGGAGACUUCGAUAAGGCUGAAGAAGUCUAUCAGAUGCUCCUCGAAAACACGUCGAAAGAUAAUAAACAAGAAAUUUCGUACCUAUAUAAUCAGAUUGGAUGUGCCAAAUCUUGGAAAGGCGAUUAUAGUGCGGCACUUGGCUUCAAUGAACAAUCACUCAAAAUUCGAAAAAGGUUUCUUCCAAAGAAUCAUCCGGAUGUGGCUACUGCGCACCACAAAAUCGGUCAAAUAUAUGAUAAAAUGGGAGAAUACUCGAUAGCAUUAAAGUUCUACCACACAACACUUGAAAUUCAACAAAUAUAUCUCCAUCCCGACCAUUCAGACAGGGCUACCAUUUACAACAGUAUCGGUUUGGUGCAUAAAAAUAUGGGAGAAUACCCGAAAGCACUUGAGUUCUAUCAAAAGGACCUUGAAAUCAAACAGACUUUUCUACCUCUAAAUCAUCCAGACUUAGCUACUACCUACAACAGCAUCGGUAUGGUGUGUAAGAAUAUGAAAGAAUACUGGAAAGCACUCGAGUUCUACAGAAAGGCCCAUGAUAUCCGAAAAAAAUGUCUUCCGCCGAAUCAUCCAGAUUUGGCUACCACUUAUGAUAACAUCGGCCAGGUGUAUGAUAGAAUGGGUCAAUACUCGAAGGCAUUCGAGUCUUAUAUAGCUGCCCUCGAAAUUCGAGAAAAAUGUUUGUCUGAAAAUCAUCCCAAUUUGGGUGGUAGCUACAACAAUCUUGGUCUACUGCAUAGUAACAUGGGAAAGUAUGCAGAAGCCUUCGAGUUCUAUAGAAAGGCAGUUGAUAUCAAAGAAAAAGCUCUUCCUCCAAAGCAUAAACAUUUGGCUACUCUUUAUCACAAUAUUGGUCUGUUACACGAGAACAUGGGUGAUAAUUUAACAGCAAUGUCAUUUCAUGAGCGUGCCGUUGAAAUUGGCUUACACUCACUGCCCCCAAAUCAUCCUUCUCGUAGAUUGUAUCAACAACAUCUUACUGAAAUGCAAAGAAAAUUAUAA
This is a messenger RNA of Adineta steineri, 1179 nucleotides long. NCBI's taxonomy places the organism in Eukaryota, Metazoa, Rotifera, Eurotatoria, Adinetida, Adinetidae. The record is from the annotation of a GenBank genome assembly.